CGACUCCAGCCCCGGUCUAUCUCACCCCAGUUUGCCGUAAUACUUACUCCAACAAUCUUUGACAAAUUUGCCUGGUCGGGAACCCGGCUGCCCAAGCCUAAGUAAGCUGGGGCACAUAUCGACAUGUACUCUGUAUGCGUUGUUAGUCGUAGUUAUAGUGUGUAAUAUGUGUGUACCCGUCCUUCAUUAUAUUAUACCUCACUAGCCGAGCUACCUAGCCUAGUCCUUUUAUCCUACACGCGGGUUGUGGGGUCAGUCUCGCGUUAUAAGAUAGGAGUUUUCGGCGUCGAGUCAGUCAUUGCAUCCCCGACGUAUCUUCGACAUUCUCUAGCUCCGUAAUCGUACUACACGGGGCGCGGCGCAAAGCAAUAUUGAGAAAUGGCAUCGAUAUCCAACCACAGCUCCGAGCGUGGUGAAAAACCUCACUCGGAGACACUGGAGACCGCGUCCCACGAUAUAGAGAAGACCGGCGCCAUAACAGAUCACCAUGGCGAGUCCCUCGUUCGAUUUGACCCUGCGGCCGAGAAGAGGCUUCGAAACAAGCUCGAUUACAUGAUUGUUCCAACUGUAUCGAUUCUAUACUUAUUCUGCUUCAUUGAUCGCGCCAAUAUCGGGAAUGCUCGUCUGGCUGGUUUCGAGAAGGACUUGGGGCUAAAGAAUUAUGACUAUAACAUAGUCUUAUCCAUCUUCUACAUAAGCUACAUCGUCUUUGAAAUACCCUCCAAUCUUGCGUGUAAAUACUUUGGACCAGGUUGGUUCUUACCGGCCAUCUCCCUCGGCUUCGGUAUUACUUCUCUCGGAACGGCGUUCGUCCAAACCAAAGAAGCGGCCUGCGGUGUUAGGUUUGUGCUCGGCAUUUUCGAGGCUGGAAUGAUGCCAGGCAUCUCCUACUAUCUAUCUCGCUGGUACCGUAGAGCGGAGCUCACGUUCCGACUAUCACUUUUCAUUGUCAUGGCGCCUCUGGCAGGCGCUUUUGGUGGACUCCUAGCGUCUGGAAUUCUCACAUUAGAUCACUUUGGAAGCUUACACGCCUGGCGUAUGAUCUUCGGCAUAGAAGGGAUUAUCACCAUCGGACUAUCUCUCAUCUCAUUCUUCACUCUGACCGACCGCCCUGAGACAGCACGUUGGCUCUCCCAGGAAGAAAAGGAACUCGCGAUCGCACGCAUCCAGUCAGAGCGCAUGGCUCAAACCACCGUCCUCGACAACUUCGACAAGAAGAAGCUGUGGCUCGGGUUCUGGAAUCCCAUGGUGCUGUCGACGGCCUUCGUCUUCCUGCUCAACAACAUCACUGUGCAAGGCCUCGCUUUCUUCACGCCCACCAUCGUCUCAACCAUCUAUCCGAACAAGACCACCAUCGAGAAGCAGCUGUUCACAGUGCCGCCGUAUGUGGUGGGUGCCGUGUUCGUCCUCGGCCUAUCCUUUUCGAGCUGGCGCUUCGACCGAAGAGUCAUCUUCAUCCUGGCCACCGCGCCAUUUACGAUGGUUGGUUACAUCCUAUUCCUCGCAAGCCACGAGGCGCGCGUGCGGUACGCCGCAACGUUCCUCGCGGCCGUUAGCACCUUCGCAGCCGGCCCGCUGGCGAACGCCCAGGUUUCAGCCGUCGUGGUGAGCGACACGAGUCGCAGCAUGGCUAUCGGAACCAACGUCAUGUUCGGCAACAUUGGUGGCCUCAUCUCCACGUGGUCGUACCUGCCGUAUGACGCCCCCGACUACAAGAUCGGCAAUGGCAUCAAUCUGGCGGGCUCAAGUAUCAUCCUCAUCGUGUCUGUGCUUCAGUUACUAUGGAUGGCCUGGGACAACAAGAGGCGGGAUGCGAAGGACGUCGACGCAGAGUUGCAGGGUGUAUCGGAGAGCGAGAUGGAAAGCCUCGAAUGGAAGCACCCUGGCUUCCGCUGGCGGCCAUGAGCGACGAGUGUAUAAUUAUGAGGGGUCCCAUUUCCUUUGCCCUAUGUACAUCGGCCGGGGUUUCGUUAUAGUUAGAGAUCCGAUGAAGACUUGGGUAUAGUAGACCUUUGGUAAUUGGGUUAUUACAAUAUCUUCGAAUAGCUAUAGAAUAUUUCUGUUAUCUACACGAGAUGAGUGAAUCA
Xylaria bambusicola is the source of this 2087-nucleotide messenger RNA. Its product is annotated as MFS transporter. Bases 379 to 1905 code for a protein of 508 amino acids. The transcript is spliced from 5 exons. NCBI's taxonomy places the organism in Eukaryota, Fungi, Ascomycota, Sordariomycetes, Xylariales, Xylariaceae. The record is from RefSeq and is a predicted model, not a curated record. Gene Ontology annotation, biological process: transmembrane transport. Gene Ontology annotation, molecular function: transmembrane transporter activity. Gene Ontology annotation, cellular component: membrane.